UGCCUCUCCACCCCUACACUCCCACCCACCAUCUCUAUAAACCCCACCUCCCUCCCCCGACCAUUUCUCAGUACUAUGAACGAUCACACAAUUCCCAUUAAUUAGCAUACGCCACUUCUUCAUCCAAUGGCUGAGCACCAACAGCAAUCCCAGCGUCCGGACCUGCAACCUCGGUCCCAUCAAGUUGUGAAGGCAGCCACCGCGGCCACUGCCGGAGGGUCCCUCCUUGUCCUCUCCGGCUUGAUCCUAACCGGUACGGUCAUUUCCUUGACCGUGGCCACCCCACUGUUUGUGAUAUUCAGCCCGGUUCUCGUCCCGGCGGUCAUCACGGUGGCCCUUAUUAUCCUUGGGUUCUUGGCGUCUGGCGGCUUCGGUGUAGCGGCGGUGACCGUUUUGUCAUGGAUAUACAGGUACGUUACAGGAAGGCAACCACCCGGCGCGGAACAAAUAGACCAGGCACGCAUGAGGCUGGCGAGUAAGGCUCGAGAGAUGAAGGACAGGGCCGAGCAAUUUGGACAGCAGCAUGUCUCUGGUGCACAGGGUUAAGCUGCAACGUAGUACCAUAUAAUAUGCAUCGAUCUCAUGAUGAUCUGCCCGUCCUCCUCCUCCUCCUCCUCCUCUAAGUGAUGGAAGCUGCAUGUACUAGAAGGUUUCAUCGGUUGUCGUUAAUUUCUCGUACUUAUAAUUCUGUAGUUUUUUGAGUGCUUUUAUGGCGUCUGUAUCACUGUCGAUGUAAUGAGUUAAAACACUUAUAAAGUGAACUUGAAUUCCCAUAAUUUUCAUUUUCA
Molecule: messenger RNA, 788 nt
Organism: Juglans regia (Persian walnut)
Lineage: Eukaryota; Viridiplantae; Streptophyta; Magnoliopsida; Fagales; Juglandaceae
Product: oleosin 1-like
Exons: 1
Coding region: 127-546 (139 amino acids)
Biological process (GO): sexual reproduction; lipid storage
Cellular component (GO): monolayer-surrounded lipid storage body; extracellular region; membrane
Source: RefSeq, a predicted model, not a curated record